Molecule: messenger RNA, 468 nt
Organism: Mesorhabditis spiculigera
Lineage: Eukaryota; Metazoa; Nematoda; Chromadorea; Rhabditida; Rhabditidae
Source: the annotation of a GenBank genome assembly
AUGAACGGCCGUGCGGCCAACAGCAGUGGAAUGAGCAUCCCAGAAGUGGAUCGUCAAUUGACGGAAAGUUGCGUAGCCCAGCUGGACAACGCUUUGGAGGAGCUGCACAACAGCUUCGAAGCUGGUUUUCUGGAGUUCUCGAAAACCUUCGACGAAGCUUUCUCCAAGCACUUCCGGCUGUACCGCGAGAAAUUCCUGUUCAACGAGGAGUUCAAGAAGCAAAACAUGGCAAUUGUCAACAUCUACAUAAGAUCGAAUACGAUAGAAAAAUGGACGCAGAAAUGGCAGUAUACCUUCUGGAGUUUGGCAUGCGACGUCGGCGGUGCCCUCGGACUGUUCAUCGGAGUGUCCGUAGCUUCUCUUCUGGAAAUCUUCUACGUGCUCUACCAACAUCUUCAUAACCGGAAAAUGCGAAAACAAUGCGAAACCCGCAUCGCCGCGCUGGAGAUGAAGAAUGGCCGAAAGGAG